This is a messenger RNA of Eimeria tenella, 858 nucleotides long. RefSeq names its product quinone oxidoreductase, putative. The record is from RefSeq and is a predicted model, not a curated record. The transcript has 8 exons. Gene Ontology annotation, molecular function: oxidoreductase activity. Lineage: Eukaryota; Apicomplexa; Conoidasida; Eucoccidiorida; Eimeriidae. Bases 1 to 858 code for a protein of 285 amino acids.
AUGAAGCCACUCGCUGCUGCGCAGCGCAUGCGCGCCAUCCUCGUGGGGCCCCCCAGUUUACCGAAAGGAAGCAGCUUUGGGGGGCCCCUUGAGGGCCCUGGGGGUCCCCCUGGGAGCCCCGGGGGGGCCUCUAGAGGCCCCCAUGGGGGCCCACAGGGGGCCCCCUAUCUGUACCUGUCUGAGUGCCCUCUCCCGAAGUUGAGGCCAAAUGAAAUGCUAGUCCGAGUAGGAGCUGCAGGGGUUAAUCGCAUGGACCUCUUACAGAAAGCAGGCAAAUACCCCCCACCCCCCGGAACCACCGACAUCCUGGGCCCCGAGGCUGCUGGGAUCGUCGUCUCCAGCUCCGUCUACAAAGAGGGUACUCCUGUCGCCUGUCUUUUGCCUGGAGGCGGCUACGCGGAGUACGUGGCUGCUGACCCAGCCCUUUGCUUCCCAAUUCCCUCAAAUCUCACUAUUAGAGAGGCCGCUUGCAUCCCGGAGAACUGGAUAACUGCAUAUCAGCUGCUUGAAGAAGUUGCAAGGCUCUCGGACUUCAAAGCGAACGGGGGCAAACCCUCCGGCAUAAAGCACGCCCUUGUGUACGCAGCUGGCUCAGGGGUUGGCGUGGCUCUGCUGCAGCUCUUUAGGGUUUUCAUUCCUUCAGUUUCUGUCAUUGCGGUUGCGGGUUCAAACGAAAAGCUGCAGAGGGUGAAGGAGCUCGGUGCGGCGGUCUGUCUGAACUACAAAGAGUUGGGAGAUUCUCUUGGGGACGAAGUGCUCAAAGCAACGGGCGGCCAGGGAGUAGAUAUAGUGCUGGACUGCGUCGGAGCUUCUCUUGUAAACCAAACCCUCAAAAGCCUGAAGACGGAUGGAACGUGA